CGCAAAAAACCUUGUGCCCAAUAAGUUCUUCAUUUACUUUUUUGGAUCUUCAAAAGCUCUUUAACUCACAGCAAACUUUCAGUAUUAUCGACACAACUGCGUUAAGAAAGGCAUGUUGGGAUCAAAAACAUGAUAAUAAAUUCAGAUGA
Racocetra persica is the source of this 149-nucleotide messenger RNA. NCBI's taxonomy places the organism in Eukaryota, Fungi, Glomeromycota, Glomeromycetes, Diversisporales, Gigasporaceae. The record is from the annotation of a GenBank genome assembly.